Exophiala mesophila is the source of this 1177-nucleotide messenger RNA. Its product is annotated as 60S ribosomal protein L7. Gene Ontology annotation, biological process: maturation of LSU-rRNA from tricistronic rRNA transcript (SSU-rRNA, 5.8S rRNA, LSU-rRNA). NCBI's taxonomy places the organism in Eukaryota, Fungi, Ascomycota, Eurotiomycetes, Chaetothyriales, Herpotrichiellaceae. Gene Ontology annotation, cellular component: cytosolic large ribosomal subunit. The coding region runs from base 90 to 851 and encodes 253 amino acids. Gene Ontology annotation, molecular function: RNA binding; structural constituent of ribosome. The record is from RefSeq and is a predicted model, not a curated record. The transcript is spliced from 4 exons.
CUCCCAGAAUCAGAAUUUCGAUCAAACCUCACCGCACAUCCUCCCUUUCUUCUCCACGCCAAAUCCUCAACCAGCGACACCAAGUCAAGAUGACCAAGCCAGUCGUUAAAUCAUCUGUCCCAACCCAGGACCAGGUCCUCGUGCCUGAGACCUUGUUGAAGAAGAGAAAGAGCCAGGAGAAGGCCAGAGCCGAGCGCAGCUCUGCCAUCGAAAAGCGCAAGGCUGACAACAAGAAGAAGCGUGAAGUUCUCUUCAAGCGUGCCGAGUCAUACGUCAAGGAAUACCGUGAUGCGGAGCGCGAGAAGAUCAGACUUGCUCGCGUGAGCCGACAGCAAGGCACCCUGUUCGUUGACGAGACCCCCAAGCUUGUCUUCGUCAUCAGAAUCAAGGGUAUCAACAAGAUUGCCCCCAAGCCUCGCAAGAUUCUCCAACUCCUCCGUCUCCUCCAGAUCAACAACGGCGUCUUCAUCAAGUUGACCAAGGCCACCCAAGAGAUGUUGACCAUCGUCAACCCCUACAUCGCCUACGGCUACCCCAACCUGAAGACCGUGCGCGAACUCAUCUACAAGCGUGGAUACGGCAAGGUCGACAAGCAACGCAUUGCCUUGACCGACAACCAGAUCAUCGAAGAUACUCUUGGCAAGUACGGUAUCGUCGGUGUGGAGGAUUUGAUCCACGAGAUCUUCACCGUUGGCCCCAACUUCAAGCAGGCUGCGAACUUCCUGUGGCCCUUCAAGCUGUCCAACCCCACCGGUGGCUUCCGUACCCGCAAAUUCAAGCACUACAUCGAGGGUGGUGACUUGGGUAACCGUGAGGAGAACAUCAAUGCUUUGGUCAGACAAAUGAACUAGAGCGGUAUUCUGUGGUAUGCCAUGAAAGAAGGGGUUGGUUGGUCAUGUUUAGAAAGCUGGAUGUUUGCCAUUGCUGCCUGCCUGCCGUAUGUCCUCAAAUGCCUCAAAAUGGGUCUUUCCUUCCGCGGCGACUUGACUUGACUUGACUCGCGGUGGAUCGGUCAUGAAGGCGAACACAAACACAAAACGAAAAAGUAUCUUGUUUCCUGAGAAACACAAGUCACGCCUUGGGAAUGACUACCUCUUUCCUGUCUUCUACUUCGAUUAGUCACUAUGCAAUCAAGUAGGUUAGCAGGAUCAAUGAAAUCAAAUCAAAUGAAACUAAA